AGUAUGUAUCUUUUUAUUUUGUCAGAAUACAGUACACAUUAUAUACACACAAGCACUCGUAGACGUGAGACAUAAUUUAAUCUAACCCAUUAUAAACAUAUCAAAAACAUCCCCGCAAGAAAGGACACAAAAGAUCCUCCAGCAAUGGCGGGGUCAAGUUCUUCCCUCCCUCCUCUUUGCGAGAAGAUCUCAUACAAAAACUAUUUUCUAAGAGCUGUAGAUCUCACGAUUCUAGGCCUUCUCUUUUCUCUUCUCUUGCAUCGAAUCUUACUUAUGAAACAAAGCGACAACGUAUGUGUUGUGGCUUUUCUCUGUGAAUCCUUUUUCACUUUCGUAUGGCUGAUUAUUACCUUCAUAAAAUGGAGUCCUGCUGAAUAUAAACCGUAUCCUGAUAGACUUGAUGAAAGGGUUCAUGACCUACCAUCCGUAGAUAUGUUCUUGACAACGGCAGAUCCGGUAAAGGAGCCGCCGAUUCUCGUUGUGAAUACCGUGCUUUCUCUGUUAGCCGUGAACUAUCCGGCAAACAAACUAGCUUGUUAUGUUUCGGACGAUGGAUGCUCACCUCUCACUUACUUCUCUCUCAAGGAAGCUUCAAAGUUCGCCAAGAUUUGGGUUCCGUUCUGCAAGAAAUACAAUGUUAGAGUUAGAGCUCCUUUUAGAUAUUUCUUGAACCGUCCGGCCGCAACAGAAAGUUCCGAAUUCAGUAAAGACUGGGAUAUGAUGAAGAGGGAAUACGAGAAGUUAUGCCGGAAAGUGGAAGAUGCCACCGGAGAUUCCCAUUGGUUGGAUGCAGAUGAUGACUUUGAAGCUUUCUCAAACACAAAACCAAAUGAUCAUUCAACUAUAGUUAAGGUGGUAUGGGAGAACAAGGGAGGUGUGGGAGACGAGAAAGAGGUCCCACAUUUUGUAUACAUUUCAAGAGAGAAAAGACCAAAGUACUUUCAUAAUUAUAAAGCUGGAGCCAUGAACGUUCUGGUACGAGUGUCAGGGUUGAUGACAAAUGCACCAUACAUGUUGAACGUAGACUGCGACAUGUAUGUGAAUGAAGCAGAUGUGGUGCGACAAGCAAUGUGUAUAUUUCUGCAAAAUUCGAUAUCGAAUUCAAACAAUUGUGCUUUUGUUCAGUACCCUCAAGAUUUCUAUGAUUCUAACGCCGAUGAACUCGCCGUAUUACAAUCAUAUAUAGGACGCGGAGUUGCGGGAAUCCAAGGAUCAAUAUAUGCUGGCUCAGGUUGCUUGCACACAAGAAGAGUUAUGUACGGUAUUUCUCUUGACGAUUUAGAAGAUGAUGGAAGAAGUCUUUCUUCAGUUGCUACAAGGAACUAUUUGGCUGAAGAAAAUUUAGCGAGAGAAUUUGGAAAUUCUAAAGAGAUGGUGACAUCGGUAGUCAAUGCAUUACAAAGAAAAUCAAAUCCCCAACACUCAUCCCUUACAGACUUUCUAGAAGCGGCUCAAGAAGUUGGGCAUUGUGACUACGAGAACCAAACCAGCUGGGGCAAAACCAUCGGUUGGUUAUAUGGUUCGACAACAGAAGAUGUGCACACAAGUUUAGGAAUCCAUUCGAGAGGGUGGACUAGCUCAUAUAUUUCUCCGGAUCCACCUGCUUUUCUUGGGGUUAUGCCAUCGGGAGGACCAGAGGCAAUGGUCCAGCAGCGGCGAUGGGCGGCAGGAUUGCUCGAAGUACUUUUCAACAAACGGAGUCCAUUGAUCGGAGUGUUUUUUGGAAAACUGAGAUUCCGACAAAGCUUGGCUUAUCUUUACAUUCUCACUUGGGGUCUAAGGUCAAUCCCCGAGCUCUUCUAUUGUCUAUUGCCUGCUUAUUGUCUACUCCACACCUCUGCCUUAUUUCCCAAGGGAGUUUAUUUAGGUAUAAUCGUCACGCUUGUGGGGAUGCAUUGUCUUUACACUCUAUGGGAAUUUAUGAGCCUUGGUUUCUCCAUACAAUCAUGGUUUGUCUCCCAAUCAUUUUGGAGAAUAAAAAGCACUUGUAGUUGGUUGUUUGGCAUCCCUGAUAUCAUACUCAAGUUUCUUGGAAUUUCGGAAACCGUCUUUGUUGUCACUAAAAAGACUAUGCCAGAGAUAAGGUCAGAAUCUGAAUCCGGAAAAUCUCAACAAGAAGAUGAUUGUCCAAACCAAAAUUCGGGUAAAUUUGAAUUUGAUGGUUCGUUCUACUUUCUGCCGGGCACAUUUAUUAUUUUUGUGAAUUUAGCCGCUCUAGUUGGGUUUUCGGUGGAUUUACUCCAACAAUUGAGUUAUAGUCACGGAGGAAGUAGUUCCGGUAUGGCAGAGGCUUGUGGAUGUGUUUUGGUGGUAAUGUUGUUCCAUCCAUUUCUAAUGGGCAUGUUUGAGAAGGGAAAAUAUGGUAUCCCAUUGUCUACUCUUUCUAUAGCUGCCUUUUUAGCAGUUUUAUUUGUUGUUUUCUCUUUGGGAAAACUAGUAUACUGAUAUGGGUUUGUUAUGCACACAACUUAAAGUUUAUCAUGACAUUGUCUCAAUUGAUAAUGAUAUGUAUGCAAUUAGUUUUUUUUCUUCAUUAUAUA
Camelina sativa (false flax) is the source of this 2540-nucleotide messenger RNA. RefSeq names its product cellulose synthase-like protein B3. The record is from RefSeq and is a predicted model, not a curated record. Gene Ontology annotation, molecular function: cellulose synthase (UDP-forming) activity. Gene Ontology annotation, cellular component: membrane. Lineage: Eukaryota; Viridiplantae; Streptophyta; Magnoliopsida; Brassicales; Brassicaceae. Gene Ontology annotation, biological process: cellulose biosynthetic process.